CUAGGCUAGGUAGCGCAAGCUACCGCCCGACACCCCGACACAAAGGGAAGGUCGGUAUCCAUCCAUUCAUCGAUACGGAGGUUGUUAUAACAACAACUGUGCUUUAAACGAUUAUGACGAAGAAUAAAGAACGCAGGACAGAUGGGAAAAUGCGUCGCCUUGAAGGAGAGAAAUCGGUAGAACCUGCAGAACGCGCUCAAGGGGUAAACUAUGAAAGAGGCGGAUUUCGGAAGAAAACUUGAGAGCAACUGGAGUCGUUAUGAAGAACCGAAAGAAGACGACACUGUACAGUUUACACGGAAAAGGGGACAAGACUUCCAAGAGCUACUAAGUUGCACAGGUGGCCAGUUUCGGUUCAAGGAAGAGGGAGACGAUUUCCAAGUGUCCAAUUUCCUGUCUUUGGAUUGCCAACUGGUGACUCAGGCUUUGCAUACCAUUCCCAUCCCCCAGAGGCUACGUCUCACCAAAGAUAUCUUUCCUCGUGAAAUUUACCAGCAAUACCAAGACGACGCAUUGUCUCUGCGCUGCAAGCACUCUGGUAUUGUUCCCUGUUCCCUGACUAAUUCCCUGAGUGCAUGUCUCAAGAAUGCCAAGAAAGAGGGCGGUGCUCAAGACUUGUUGCCCUCAAAGGCUGAAAGUGUCAAUUUGGAGGACUGGCUGGAUAGUGUCCUGGAUGAUUAACUGGAAUCAAAGAGACUUUACUCUGCCACCAUUCUUCUACUAGUCAUUGUCAUAUCUUCAAUGUUCGCAGUUCUUGUUGUAUAUAUGUACAAUAAAUUUAUCUCAAAAGUA
Messenger RNA from Ornithodoros turicata, 792 nucleotides. RefSeq lists its product as uncharacterized. Bases 211 to 681 code for a protein of 156 amino acids. Lineage: Eukaryota; Metazoa; Arthropoda; Arachnida; Ixodida; Argasidae. Gene Ontology annotation, biological process: negative regulation of G2/M transition of mitotic cell cycle. The record is from RefSeq and is a predicted model, not a curated record. The transcript is spliced from 5 exons.